Molecule: messenger RNA, 1164 nt
Organism: Lindgomyces ingoldianus
Lineage: Eukaryota; Fungi; Ascomycota; Dothideomycetes; Pleosporales; Lindgomycetaceae
Exons: 1
Coding region: 1-1065 (354 amino acids)
Source: RefSeq, a predicted model, not a curated record
AUGAAAUACCAUCUUCCACCCGGGGUUCCCCUCAGUUUGGCUCACAGCCCCACUUCCCAUCCAUAUUUUCGCAUGGGGUCACACUCACUCGGGCCUUCCUCUGCAGUAUUUUCGACUGGCCCUUCAGCUCCAGAAGCCCUGGAUCUCAAUUUGGAUUUCCACGGCACCCCUAUUCUUGAUCUCCAACAAGGUAUGAGACUCUCAGACUACCGUCCAAGCCUUCCAAGCCCCCCCCUAUCGGCGGAAUGCAAGACGUUCAAGAUCAAAACUAUUGUCUCUUACCUAGGGGCAAUCCGCCGUGGCAAUGCCUUCCUUUACCUUCAUCGCCACAUCCGCGACAGAAUAUACGCCUUCGUUCUCUCAGAUCCCGAGUUCCAAAUCACUGAGGUUCCUGAUGUACGCGACAUUCGCAACCCAGAAGUCUGCGAGGUAAACAAUAGGUUCUACAGUGAAGCGACCCAAGUACUCAUUCAGAAUACGACCUUCGCGAUUCCUUCUCAUUGCGCGAUUUACAACCUCAUGGUCUUCUUGAACGAGUUUCCGGAGAACCAAGGAUAUGAAAGGGUGACGAGCCUAGAAUUCACCGGCUUGGGAUUGUUCGAGACGAGUGCAUUCUCUUCCGAUGCCGCGGCGCUUGUUCGUCGUUGCCCGAAUGUCAAGGGUAUCUCUCUCAUCAUUCAUCUAGAGGACUUGACCUUCACCUAUACUCGUGGUUGCCGAGAAGUUGAUAUGCAAGAUAUGGCCGAAAAAUACGACCUCAAAGAAAUUACUGCCUUGGAUCAACUAGAGGUAUUGACAUUGUACUUGGAGCCAUUCAUGGCGCUACAAAAGAGGGUGGCGUCAAUGGAGAGGGACAGAGUCCAUGAUGAACAGAUGGCGGGUUCAAGUUUCGGGGUGGAGUCAUUCUGGGGAUUGAAGGAAUGGUUCGAGAUGGAAUUCCUUGACCGUAUGAGGCUCGUUGAGGUACGAUGUCCGAAACUUGAGGAGAUCUUUCCUUAUGGUCUUCCUCUGGAGAACGUGGGGAAUGAGGAUGAGCCUGUGGCUGAUGCUAGGAAUGAGGACUGAAUUUGGCGUUCCAAGAUCUAGGAGUGUUUGGUCUCUUAAAUAUCUGGGCUGGGUUUAGUAACCAUUAUCUCUCCGGUGCUAUUCCACUUCAAGUCUAAU